This is a messenger RNA of Argentina anserina (silverweed cinquefoil), 2238 nucleotides long. Its product is annotated as F-box/LRR-repeat protein 17. Gene Ontology annotation, cellular component: cytoplasm. Gene Ontology annotation, molecular function: protein binding. NCBI's taxonomy places the organism in Eukaryota, Viridiplantae, Streptophyta, Magnoliopsida, Rosales, Rosaceae. The transcript has 11 exons. The record is from RefSeq and is a predicted model, not a curated record. The coding region runs from base 31 to 1854 and encodes 607 amino acids.
CUCUCCAACGACCUUAUUAUUAUUAUUAUCAUGGAGCCGCAGCGCCACCACCCCCAGCCCCACAUCUCCGCCGCCGGCCCCACCACCCCCUUCGGCUCCACCGCCUCCUACCCCUACGCCACCUCCGGCCAAAAGCGCCCCAAGUCCCGCGGCAGUUACACCUGCGGCCGAUGCGGCCAGCCCAAGCGCGGCCACACCUGCCAGUUUCGUCCCCCUCCCGCCGCCGAUUCUCACCCCGACACUCCCAUCUCCAUCACCCGCACCCCGGCCCUCCCGCCUCCCCCGCCGCCGCGUCAGCCCUACUCCAACCUCCGCCGCGCUCUGUCGUUCGACGACGUGGAAAGCUCCGGCUACGGGGACUCCGAUGCUCCGGAUCCGGAUCCGGACUUCGACGAGGUCGAGGUCGAGGUCAUUGAGGACACGGAGGUUGACUGGGAUCGGGGAUGGGGCGGACUUCCGAUGAGCUGUCUUUGGGAGAUUCUGAGGCGGCUGCCGCCGCCGGGGCUGUUAUCGGGGGCGAUGGUGUGCCGAGGAUGGAGGGAGACGACGAGGAGGCUCUGGAAGGCCGCGGAGUCCCUGAGGCUUAGGGUUCCGGCGAGGGCUCAGGUUCGGUUUGUUCGAUUGGUGCUGCAUAAAUGCCCCAACCUCGUUAGCCUCUCUCUCACAAUUGAAAGUGAUGUCGAUGCGACAAUGCUCGAGUGUAUUGCAUUUUCGUGCCCAAGUCUUGAGUCUAUGGAGAUCUACAUGUCUGAGAAGGCAACCAAUCGGAUCACUGGUGAUGAAUUGAGUCGUUUUGUUGCUGAUAGAAGAUUACUGAAAAGCCUUAAGAUGGAAGGGUGUUCUAAUAUAGGUGGCGUUGCUCUUUGUUCAUCUAGUCUUUUGACACUUUGGCUUUCGGGUCUUCAUUCCCUUUCUAAGAUGGCUUUCAAUUGCCCUAACUUGAAAGAGAUUUCCUUGGAUUUUUCUCGUGAAAGAAAUGAUAAUACUGAUCUUGUAACUAUGGUUGAUGGUCUGGGAAGGAAUUGCCCAAGGCUGCAAAACAUACACAUUGCAUCAGUCCGGCUUUCACAUGCUGUUGUCCUUGCACUUACAGCUGCUCAAUUAAGUGAUUUGCGAAUGCUAUCUCUUGUUCUUGGAUCUCAAAUUACUGAUGCAUCAGUUGCUGCUGUAGCUUCGAGCUAUCCAUACUUGGAAUUGCUUGAUCUGAGCGGAUCUAGCAUCAGUGAUAGUGGCAUUCAGAUCAUUUGCAAUGUGUUUCCCGAAACUCUUUCAAGGCUACUCGUUGCUCUUUGUCCCAAUAUCACUACAAUGGGUAUAGUAUUUGCGACAACUCAACUGCCUCUUCUUGAGCUGAUGGACUGUGGCAUGACGAUUUGCGACCCCAAUGCUUCAGAUCCUACAUCUGAAGAAAGUAGUAACUUUCAAUUGUCACUGACAUCAAAGGCCAAAACACACCUCAUUUGCCAGAAUCUAAUAAUUAAACAUAGCCGAUUGAAAAAACUUAGCUUGUGGGGCUGUUCUAGCUUAGAUGCUCUAUCUUUAAGCUGCCCAGAACUCAAUGAUGUAAACUUAAAUUCUUGUUUCAAUUUGCUUCCAGAGAGAUUGUCACUUCAGUGCCCAAAUUUAGAAAAGGUGCAUGCAUCAGGUUGUCAACGGAUGCUGAUUGGAGCCAUUCACAGUCAGCUUCAUAAUAAUGUCGCUACUAUGGAUAGCCUAUUACCAUGCAAGCGUUUAGCCAGUGGCUCAAAGAGGAUUCGGGUUCCACAUUAUUUGAUGGAACAGAGUUUGCAGUCAUAUGAGGAUGAUAAGAAGCGAAGAAGGGUUUAUAGGCAGCGUUGUGAUGUGCUUUUCUAGAUCAUCACAUGCCAUGGGAACAUUCCUGUAAUGUAAACAUGGUGCAUCAGGCCUUGUUUCUCUGUAAGCACGAAGUUUCAUACUCGAUCCUAAUCACUACCCGGAGCUGAUCGAUGCAUUGUACAAUAGCGUUCCCUCCAAGGAAACUGAACUGUGUUGUAGUUUCAAACUAGUCUUCCAGAAUUUGGAAAAACAUUGGUUACCAGACAAAAUUCAUUUCAAAUAAAUUGUUUUCACUUUAUAUUUCAAUCAUUUGGAUUUCUGAAUUCAUGUUGCAUCCGAAAUGUCCCCCCCCCCCAGCUUAGUUAGAGUGGGCUACUUCAAGUUCGGAUUACUUUUACAUGGACAAGUUUUAAGAUCGGUUUAUAUAAACAAGAUUUGGGU